Messenger RNA from Pseudophryne corroboree (corroboree frog), 3430 nucleotides. Its product is annotated as zinc finger protein 271-like. Gene Ontology annotation, biological process: regulation of transcription by RNA polymerase II. NCBI's taxonomy places the organism in Eukaryota, Metazoa, Chordata, Amphibia, Anura, Myobatrachidae. The transcript is spliced from 6 exons. The record is from RefSeq and is a predicted model, not a curated record. The coding region runs from base 252 to 3164 and encodes 970 amino acids. Gene Ontology annotation, molecular function: DNA-binding transcription factor activity, RNA polymerase II-specific; RNA polymerase II cis-regulatory region sequence-specific DNA binding.
CUGCAGCUGCUGCUGGCGGCCACCGGGGGGAGAGACCGUAUGACACAGAGGUGUCCGGUACUAUAGGACACUGCGAACAUGGCCGCCGCCUCCUAUUCUUCACUGCUUCUGCGGCAGCUGAUGUCACGCUGGGACUACGGCAAAAUGGCGGUUGCUGUGUGACAGUGUAGAAGAUAUCCUGUAAGACACCCAGCAUCCCUCCUCGUGUGUCUGGAGAAUUGAGCAUCACGGUGCCUCUACCUCACUCACUGAUGCAUGAGAGAGCCAAUGACCAGAAGAUCCUGGAACUCGCCAACAAGAUCAUUCAGCUGCUGACUGGAGAGGAGGGGGAGUAUAUAGAGGAACACAGGGGUCUGUACAAGGACGUGAUGAUGGAGAAUCACCGGCCCCUCACAUCACUGGAUGGACCCAGUAACAGAGAUACCCCAGAGAGAUGUCCCCGUCCUCUGUAUUCCCAGGACUGUACAGAGGAGAAUCACAGGAUCCCAAAGGAGGAUCAGGGUGAAGAUCUGAUGGUUUUUAAGGCAGAAGAUAUAGAGGGAGAAGAAGAGACGUAUGUGACUGAUAUAAAGGCAGAAUAUAUAGAGGAAGAAGAAGAGACGUAUGUGACUGAUAUGAAGGCAGAAGAAAUAGAGGGAGAAGAAGAGAUGUAUGUGACUGAUAGGAAGGCAGAAGAUAUAGAGGGAGAAGAAGAGACGUAUGUGACUGAUAGGAAGGCAGAAGAUAUAGAGGGAGAAGAAGAGACGUAUGUGACUGAUAUGAAGGCAGAAGAUAUAGAGGGUGGAGAAGAGACGUAUGUGACUGAUAUAAAGGCAGAAGAUAUAGAGGGAGAAGAAGAGACGUAUGUGACUGAUAUCAAUUCAGAAGAUACAGAGGGAGAAGAAACGUAUGUGACUGAUAUGAAGGCAGAAGAUAUAGUUGGAGAAGAAGAGACGUGUGUGACUGAUAUAAAGGCAGAAGAUAUAGAGGGAGAAGAAGUGACGUAUGUGAGUGAUAUGAAGGCAGAAGAUACAGAGGGAGAAGAAGAGACGUAUGUGAUGGGUGAUCAGCAAUGUAAGGAGGAGGAAAUCCCUACAGAUAUCAGCACAGCAGAUGGACAGAAAAGCUUGAAUUCUUCAGACGGACAUCUCAUUUUGUCUUCAGAAUUUGAGAUAGAAGCUAAAAUCACCCAAGAUUCUACAGGAGAAUCCCUAAUUUCCCUAAAUAUGGAUCCAGUACUUCAUAUUGCCAAAAUAUCAAUUGAUUCCACUAAUCCUGAGGAAUGUUCUCGUGAUAACCCCAAUAUUCUUACACAUAGUGCAGAUCUUACAGAUGAUACAGUAUUUCUCUGUUCUGAAUGUGGUAAACGUUACACACAGAAAUCCUCACUUGUUAGACAUCAGAAAUGUCACACAGAGAAGAAGCCAUUUUCAUGUUCUGAGUGUGGGAAAUAUUUUAGAGUGAAAUCAAAACUUGUUUCACAUGAGAGAACUCACACAGGUGAGAAACCAUUUCAGUGCUCCGAGUGUGGGAAAUUUUUUACACAGAAAUCAUAUCUUGUUAGACAUCGUAGAUGCCACACAGGUGAGAAGCCUUUUCCAUGCUCUGAGUGUGGGAAAUGUUUUACACAGAAAUCAUAUCUUGUUAGACAUCAGAGAUUUCACACAGGUGAGAAACUAUUUACAUGCUCUGAGUGUGGGAAGUGUUUUACAGAGAAAUCGGAUCUUUUUAGACAUCAGAGAACUCAUACAGGUGUGAAACCAUUUCCAUGCACUGUGUGUGGGAAAUGUUUUACACAGAAAUCAGAACUUAAUGCACAUGAGAGAAUUCACACAGGUGAGAAACCAUUUACAUGCUCUGAUUGUGGGAAAUGUUUCAGACACAAAUCAAAUUUUGUUACACAUCAGAGAUGUCACACAGGUAUGAAAUCAUUUUCAUGUUCUAAGUGUGAGAAAUGUUUUACACACAAAUCACAUCUUAUUAAGCACCAGAGAAGACACACAGAUGAGAGUCCAUUUUCAUGUUCUGAGUGUAGGAAAUGUUUUACAAAGAAUUCAGAUCUUCUUGCACAUCAGAGAAGGCACACAGGUGAGAAGCCAUUUCCAUGUGCUAAGUGUGGGAAAUACUUUUCACAGAAAUCAGAUCUUGUUAGACAUCAGAGACAUCACACAAGUGAGAAGCAAUUUCCAUGUUCUCAGUGUGGGAAAUGUUUUACACAGAAAUCAGUUCUUGUUAUACAUCAGAGACGUCACACAGGUGAGAAGCCAUUUCCAUGUUCUCAGUGUGGGAAAUGUUUUACACAGAAAUCACAUCUUGAUAGACAUCAGAGAAGUCACACACAAGAGAAACCAUUUUCAUGUUCUGAGUGUAAGAAAUGUUUUACACAGAAAUCAGAUCUUGAUAUACAUCAGAGAUGUCACACAGGUGAGAAACCAUUUCCGUGUUUUGUGUGUGGGAAAUGUUUUACACACAAAUCUGCACUAUCUGUACAUAAGAGACGUCACACAGGUAUGAAACCAUUUUCGUGCUCCGAGUGUGGGAAAUGUUUUACAGAGAAAUCGAGUCUUGUUAAGCAUCAGAGAGGUCAUACAGGUGAGAAGCCAUUUCCAUGUUCUAAGUGCGGGAAAUGUUUUACACAGAAGUCAUAUCUGGUUACACAUCAAAGAAGUCACACAGGUGAAAAGCCAUUUAUAUGUGCUAACUGUGGGAAAUGUUUUACACAGAAAUCAUAUCUUGUUAGACAUCAGAAACAUCACACACAUGAGAAGUCUUUUCCAUGUUCUCAGUGUGGGAAAUGUUUUACACAGAAACCAUAUCUUGUUGCACAUCAGAGACGUCACACAAGUGACAAGCCUUUUCCAUGUCCUCAGUGUGGGAAGUGUUUUACACAGAAAUCACAUCUUGAUAGACAUUUGGUAAGUCACACACAAGAGAAACCAUUUUCAUGUUUUGAGUGUGGGAAAUAUUUUACACAGAAAUCGGCUCUUGCUAUACAUCAGAGACGUCACACAGGUGAAAAACCAUUUUCUUGCUCUGUGUGUGGGAAACGUUUUACACGGAAAUCAUAUCUUGUAAUACAUCAGAGAAGUCACACAGGUGAAAAACCAUUUCCAUGUUCUGUGUGUGGGAAAUGUUUUACAAGGAAAUCAUACCUUGUUAUGCAUCAGAGCACUCACAUUCAUUAGAGACCAUUUAAUAAAUCUCCACUGACAGUAUAUUAAAGUGUUAAUAUUUCCAAAAGGUAUACUUUACUAAAAACAUUUAAAAAAAAUCACAUUUAAAAGUUGUAAUUGCCUGCGCUCCUUUACUGAUUAUAGUAUAUACCAUGUCUCCAAAAUGGCUUCCUGUCUGCGCUGUAUGUUGGUGAAAGUUGUGCUUUAAUUCAUGUGACGUGGAAUGUAUGUAACAUGUUUCAAACAUUAAAAUAUUUAUCAUUCCUCCUAUGGUGAAA